UUAUCGACGGCGCAAUGAUACCGAACCAGUUUCAAGAGAAAGAAAUCUUUAUUAUCGUGAUCGUGCCAAUUCCUAGGUGUAUAAAAGCCAGAAGAUUCGUGGCUCCAAUUACCACAAGCAGCUGAUUUCCCGGGACAUUUCUGUCACACUUCACCUUCAACAUGUCUACUGCAGAAGUCGCAACUCCUGUAAAUUUCAUGGAGCCGAUUCCCAUGCUGGAUCCCUCGGAGUUAUACAGGCCAGAUAAGAAUGUAGAAGAUUUUCGCCUGUAUUCUGACGAUCUGUGUGAUCCUAUUCAACUGAGGGUGAGAGAAACAUAUAGAUUGAUGCAUUUGAAUCAAACUGUGGACUUCGUUCAAGAGAAGAUGAAAUAUUGGUCAAAAUUUGAUAAGGCACGCCUGAACGUGAUGGACGCUUUAGAGAAACUCAACUGCUUAGUGGACGAGAGUGAUCCCGAUGUUGAUGUACCUAACAUAGUUCACGCCUUCCAGACUGCCGAAAGAAUUCGGGAGGCCCAUCCCGACCAUGAUUGGUUCCACCUUACCGGACUGGUUCAUGAUCUCGGCAAAAUAAUGGCUUUGUAUGGAGAGCCUCAGUGGUGUGUUGUUGGCGACACUUUCCCUGUUGGCUGUGCGUUUGCUCCCUCUAUUGUCUACAGAAACACCAGUUUUGAAGGAAAUCCUGACCUAGACAAUGAAAAGUACAACACGCAUUUGGGCAUUUAUGAAGAGCACUGUGGACUCGAAAAAGUUAUCAUGUCUUGGGGCCAUGAUGAAUACAUGUAUAGAGUGUUGAAACAUAACAAAUGCCCUCUACCAGAAGAGGCUUUGUAUGUGAUAAGAUUUCAUUCCUUCUACCCAUGGCACUAUAAUGGUGACUACAAACAUCUUACAACCAACAAAGAUAACACAAUGUUGAAGUGGGUCCAGGAAUUCAACAAAUUUGAUCUAUACUCUAAAUCGCACAAAGUUCCCGACAUUGAAGCCUUGAUGCCAUACUACCAAUCACUUAUUGAUAAAUACAUGCCUGGUGUUUUGGAGUGGUAAGAAAAAAAAGGAAGGAAUUUUAAUGUAAUGUCUUAGGAUUUUAAAAUUUUAAAAUGUUUGUUGAUUGAUUAUGCAUGGUUGUUUCUGUGCAUUUAUAUUUUACAUCAUAAUGAUGUUAUGCUUUCUGAAGAAAAAAGCAUUUUUACAAUUGAAUGAAUGUUAUUUAAUGCUUCGACCUUGUGGUUUUAUGUAUGUAACGUGUGUAUGAGAUUUUUACAAU
This is a messenger RNA of Uloborus diversus, 1266 nucleotides long. RefSeq names its product inositol oxygenase-like. Gene Ontology annotation, cellular component: cytoplasm. The transcript is spliced from 5 exons. Gene Ontology annotation, molecular function: iron ion binding; inositol oxygenase activity. Gene Ontology annotation, biological process: inositol catabolic process. The record is from RefSeq and is a predicted model, not a curated record. Bases 162 to 1046 code for a protein of 294 amino acids. Lineage: Eukaryota; Metazoa; Arthropoda; Arachnida; Araneae; Uloboridae.